This is a messenger RNA of Staurois parvus, 1404 nucleotides long. NCBI's taxonomy places the organism in Eukaryota, Metazoa, Chordata, Amphibia, Anura, Ranidae. The record is from the annotation of a GenBank genome assembly.
AUGUCAUCAAGCGGUUCGGAUUAUUACGGUAGCCCAUGCUCUAUCCCAUCUCCAUCUACACCAGGUUUCCAGAAUCCUCCUCUAACCCCAUGGGAUAGUUCUUAUGGUGCCUACUCUCCUACUCAAAGCUAUGAUAAUAUGCGGCCAUGGACAGAGCAGCAGAAAACCGGCAUUCCUCAGCAAUCUUUUUUCUCCUUUGGGACACCAGCUCAUAGCCCAAACAUGGCUCCCAAUACUUUAAAGAUGAGUCAAGCUCCACACAGACUUGAGCAGCAGGUUGUGGAUCCAGAUGUGUUUGCAAUGGCACAAAACUCUCCAGGGCCUGUGGUACUGGACAACUCUGUUUUAUUGGACAGCCCCUUAUCUCCAUCCAAAGCACGCAGUCCCAGCUCAAAUGAGGGUCGUUGUGCUGUCUGUGGAGAUAAUGCUUCUUGUCAGCACUAUGGCGUACGAACCUGUGAAGGAUGCAAAGGCUUUUUUAAGAGGACUGUACAAAAAAAUGCCAAGUACAUCUGCUUGGCUAACAAGGACUGUCCCGUGGACAAAAGGCGCCGGAAUCGCUGCCAGUUCUGUCGGUUUCAAAAAUGCUUAGUAGUAGGGAUGGUAAAAGAAGUUGUACGCACAGACAGCUUAAAGGGCCGACGGGGUCGCCUUCCAUCAAAACCAAGGCAAGCAUCUGAUUCUUCUCCUGUUAGUCUUAUUAAUUCAUUGGUACGAGCUCACAUCGAUACCAUCCCCAAUUCUAGCAAUCUGGAUUACUCACAAUACCAAGAAAAUGUCCCCAUUCUGCUGGAGAAGGAGAAUCCAGUUGACGUACAGCAGUUCUACGACCUUCUGUCAGGUUCUCUGGAAGUGAUCCGCAAAUGGGCAGAGAAAAUCCAGGGUUUCAUAGAGCUUCCUAAAGAAGAUCAGGACCUCCUGCUGGAGUCUUCUUUCCUGGAGCUCUUCAUCCUGAGGCUGGCUUACAGUUCGAAGCCUGAGGAAGGGAAGCUGGUUUUCUGUAACGGAGUGGUGCUUCACCGUUUGCAGUGUGUUCGAGGCUUUGGAGAGUGGAUAGACUCAAUCAUUGAAUUUUCGCACAGUCUCCAACGUAUGAACAUCGACGUCCCAUCAUUUUCCUGCCUCUCUGCCCUUGUCAUCAUCACAGAUCGGCACGGACUGAAAGAACCUAAGAAAGUUGAGGAACUUCAAAACCGAAUUAUUAAUUGCCUUAAAGAGCAUGUGCCGUCCACAUUGAGCGAGCCCAACCGAUCUAACUGUCUAUCCAAGUUGUUGGGCAAGCUGCCUGAGCUGCGCACCCUCUGCACACAGGGCCUUCAGCGUAUUUUUUACCUGAAACUGGAGGAGCUUGUUCCGCCACCACCUAUUGUAGAAAAGAUCUUCAUGGACACACUGCCCUUCUAA